Paramecium pentaurelia is the source of this 360-nucleotide messenger RNA. NCBI's taxonomy places the organism in Eukaryota, Ciliophora, Oligohymenophorea, Peniculida, Parameciidae. The record is from the annotation of a GenBank genome assembly.
AUGAACGGGUUUGACCAGAGGGAAGCUUAAAAAUUUACCAGGAUGUGGGAUCUAAAAGCUUUCAAUCAUGGAUGCAAGGUAUAAGAGAUAGUUUCCUUGUGUAUCUUGAAUAUUAUAUCAUAUUAAGUUCAAGUCAUCAAUAAUUGUUUAAUUUCUGAAACUUUCCAAGAUUAAAAAUCUAUGGAUAAAAUUAUGGUUGGGCUACCAAAUGCUUAGGGUCUUCCAUUCUUCGAUUAUGUGGAAAUAAAGAUUAAUCUUGUAUUUUAGAACAGAAUCUUUGCAUAUUUUUACAAUCUGAAAUUUUUUCCAACAUUCACUGAUGAUGGUGAAAAGCAUUCCAUCAAAAUCUCAAAUAAAUGA